Molecule: messenger RNA, 1324 nt
Organism: Exophiala mesophila
Lineage: Eukaryota; Fungi; Ascomycota; Eurotiomycetes; Chaetothyriales; Herpotrichiellaceae
Exons: 2
Coding region: 182-1243 (353 amino acids)
Molecular function (GO): hydrolase activity
Source: RefSeq, a predicted model, not a curated record
AACAUGCCAUGCUCCCCAUCCAGGCUGCUUGCCGGCAAACCGUGAGUUGUCUGACUUGAAGACUGUCUGCCUGCAGUGUACCAUCUCCUGGAGUCUUGUUGCUCGCCUUUAUCCUGCUAACACACUUACCCUCCCCGACCAGCGAGAGUGAACAUUCAUCCGACGUCGGAUACUGUACAAAAUGGCAAACUAUCUAGACAAAGACUACCUACUCUCACUUGGGCAGAUUGACCCAGAACUCAAAGCGUUCCUCGAAAAAGCCAAUCUGCCACCUCCCGACUAUGGCAAUUUGAAGGUUUUCAAGGAAUUGGUCGCCAAGCGCAAUGAGGCCGCCAUGGCUCUUUUGGGCGAGCCACCGGCCGAGAUCAAACAAACCGAACUCCAAUACCCAGCCGAGGAUGGCACUCAGUUAAGGGCCAAGUUGUAUCAGCCUACCAAUCCUCCCAAGGAAGGUAGCCCCUUGGUCGUCCUCUUCCACGGAGGAGGUUUCUGCAUUGGCGCUCCAGAAGGAGAAGAACAGACGGCCCGCAACCUAGUCCAGGCAUUUGGUGCUGUCGCCAUCUCGGCUUCCUAUCGACUAGCCCCAGAGUUCAAAUUCCCGUAUGCACCCAAGGAUGCCUGGGCUGCCCUGAAAUGGGCUGCGGCCAACGCCAAAUCCUGGGGCGCCGACCCUUCCGUUGGCUUUAUCGUUGGGGGCACUUCGGCUGGUGGCAAUCUUUCCGCCGUCCUGGCACACUUGGCACGUGAUGAGAAGCUAUCCCCUCCCUUGACCGGCCAAUAUCUCGCCAUCCCCGCUGUUCUACCAGCCAAGGAAGUCCCAGACAAAUAUAAGGAAUACUUCCUGUCAUAUGAGCAGAAUAGAAACGUGCCGGUUCUACCUGUGGCUGCCAUUGACAUGUUCAUGGACGGAUAUCAACCCGAUGACAAGGAUGGAGUCUUGUAUGCCACUUUCAACCAUCCCAAGGGCCAUAAAGAUCUCCCUCCGGCAUAUUUCCAGGUAGACGGCAUGGACCCGCUACGGGAUGAAGGCAUCAUCUAUGAGCGAGUUCUUCGUGAGGAAUAUGGGAUCAAGACCAAACUCGACUUGUAUCCUGGUCUGCCACACGGCCACUGGUCAUUCUUCCCAUUCCUGAGCAGCUCCGACAAAUUCCGCAAGGACCAAGUCAAUGGCAUUGGCUGGUUGUUGGGCAGGACACCCGAUUUCACAAAGGUGCAAACCACAUCCGUGCCCGCUGGUGUUUGAUUCCAGUUUCUGAGUAGAUAGAAGUCAGAGCUAGAGAUAGACGCACCAGCAAAAGUUCAAUAUACGAUGCCUAAUUGCCCC